This is a messenger RNA of Ostertagia ostertagi, 1587 nucleotides long. Lineage: Eukaryota; Metazoa; Nematoda; Chromadorea; Rhabditida; Trichostrongylidae. The record is from the annotation of a GenBank genome assembly.
GUAGGCGAUAAUUGGACAAAGUGGUGGAAGAAUCCGGAAGAAGUUGAGCUAUUCAACUUUAUUGGAAAGGAUAAUGUUGCUUUUCACGGUGUAAUGUUUCCUUGUACCCAACUCGGUGCUCGUGAUAACUAUACAAUUGUCAAUCAUGUAUGUGCAACGGAAUAUUUGAACUAUGAGGAUACCAAAUUCAGCAAAUCGAGAAAUACUGGUGUCUUUGGUGAUAAUGCACAAGAAACGGGCAUUGAAGCUGAUGUAUGGCGAUUUUAUUUGCUCUAUAUGCGGCCUGAGUCUCAAGACACGUCGUUCUGCUGGGAGGAUUUCGCUCUUAAGGUAAAUUCGGAGUUGCUCGCCAAUUUGGGAAAUUUCAUUAAUCGAGCGCUUUCAUUCCUCAGCAACGCCUUUGGAGGUGUGGUUCCAGAAAUGUAUCUUAACGAUACCGACGUGGAGCUUUUAGCAGGAAUCCAGGUACGAGAAACCGUCAUUAAUGUUCACUUUCAAGGAGUUAUGUUUAUCAAAAUUAAGGAGGACUCAGUGGAGUGGGAUCAGUUAAUGGACGCCGUGCGCCAAAAGGAUGCCGUAAGGGCGGUCCUUUCUAUGUCGCGUCGUGGCAAUCAGUAUAUGCAAUCUCAGCAGCCGUGGGUGCUCAUGAAAGGAGAUGAAGAAGAGAAAAAACGCGCUGGUACUGUCAUCGGAGUUGCGGCUAAUAUUUCAUACCAUCUUGCUACAGUUUUACAUCCAAUUAUGCCAGAGGUCUCAGCUCGAAUAAGGUCUCAAUGUGCUCUGGAACGCUUGCCUGCCUUUUCUGCAUACCCGUUAUCAUAUCUCAAACCAGGGCAUAAAAUUGGGGUGCCAAAACCACUGUUCACGAAAAUGGAGAGUGCUAAGGUGGCUGAAUGGAAAGCGAAGUUUGGUGGCUCAAAGGCCGUUGAGGAGACGCAGAAGAAGCGGAAAAGCCUAAGCAAGGUCCGAAAGCUGACGCCAGGUGAUAAAGAUUUGAAAAAAUCAGAAAACGCAAAAUCAAAGAUGGCAUCGGCCGGAGUUUUCGCAUAUCCUCAUCUAGCCAGGAAUCAACAGCAGAUCAAGCAACUUCUGGAUGCUUCAUACAAGAAAUUCGCUCAAGCACGCGACUUGUUUGUAAAGCAAAAAGGAGCUGAGCUGGCAGCUAACAUUUCGAAACUUGAAAAGGAAGUGGAAGCAGUCAAACGUCAAUUGGUCGAAGCUGAAACAGCGGCAGGAAUCAAGCAAGUUGCGGUCCCACAGAUCGCAAAGGCUGUGGAGAAAACUGAGUCUGUCACAGUUGCUCCUGUGACGACCCCAAAAAGCGAAACUUCUGAAAAGCCGUCCAAAAAGGAAAAAUCCGCGGGAGAAAAGAAGCAAGCCGUUGCUAGUGGUAGCAAGAAAAAUGAGAAUGCAGCUGCUGAUGAUCAGGUUGACGUGGGACGCCUCGACCUUCGAGUUGGUCGUAUUUUGCAAUGCGAAAAACAUCCAGAUGCAGACGCGUUAUACGUCGAGCAGAUUGACGUUGGGGAACCGGCGCCACGGACAGUCGUAUCGGGGCUCGUUCGGCAUGUCCCGCUUAACGAGGCU